Molecule: messenger RNA, 1074 nt
Organism: Solanum pennellii
Lineage: Eukaryota; Viridiplantae; Streptophyta; Magnoliopsida; Solanales; Solanaceae
Product: protein DOG1-like 3
Exons: 1
Coding region: 189-923 (244 amino acids)
Biological process (GO): DNA-templated transcription
Molecular function (GO): sequence-specific DNA binding
Source: RefSeq, a predicted model, not a curated record
AAAAAAAGAGUCUGUCAGUCUUGAAUCAAAUACUUUCACGUUAAGACAAUGGAGGGCGGUGUGCGAUUUGUCUGAUCUUUGUUCGGAUGGAAUUUCGAUUUACUUCGACCCUAACCCUCGGUGCUUAUAUAUAUUCUUCUUUCAUGCAUAUAAGACCGCGAUUAUUCGAUAACUGAAACAAUUUGAGAAUGGCAAGUAGUUCAAACAACAGUGAUCGUAAGAAAGCAGAACUGUUACAAUGUGCUUGGAAGAGUAUUCAGCACGAAGAACUAACCGAACUCGAACAUGCUGCAGCUCAGGCCAAAAACGGUGAAAAAGACGACCAACAGCUCACACAACUCACUGAAAAAAUCAUACAACAUUUCCAGGAGCACUCUAACAACCGUAUCCGCCUAGCCCGAAAUGACGUGUACCCCUUCUUCUCACCAGCCACGUGUACCACGUUAGAGAAUUCGGUACUCUGGAUCGGUGGGUGCAGGCCUUCUUCAUUCAUCCGAUUGAUUUACGCGCUCAGCGAAGUGGAGGAAUCUCGCCUUGAUGGGAUCGAAACCGGGGAUUUCAGCGAGUUAACUGGGAAACAGCUGAGUAUGAUUGACGAGUUGCAACGAAAGACGAUUCGAGAAGAGAGGGGGAUUUCGACGAAAUUGGCUAGUUUACAAGAGGACAUCGUGGAUCAACCGCUCACAGGGAAGCUGAAAAAAGAGGGACAUGAUUGUGAGAAUGCAGAUGCAGAUUUGGAUGAACAUAGCAGACACAUGGCGGAUGUAAUUGAAGAAGGUGAUCAACUGAGGAUGAAGACGUUGAAGGAAAUAGUGAACAUACUUGAACCGGUUCAGGCGGUGGAAUACUUAGCAGCAGCUAAGAAGAUCAGGUUUUGUCUGCAACAAUGGGGAAAGAAGAGGGAUCAGCAGCAUAAAGAGUAGUACAAUUGGGAUCAAUUUAGCUACUUCUUUUUUAUCUUUUUUUUUAAUAAUAAUAAUAAUAAAUGGGAAGGGAAAAUAAACAUGUGUGGGUGACUCUUAUGCUGCUUUUAAUAGUAAUACUAGUUUUAUUUUUUCUCGUUUGAUGCUUCAA